This is a messenger RNA of Nothobranchius furzeri (turquoise killifish), 4061 nucleotides long. It is a transcript of the gene fli1, whose product is annotated as Fli-1 proto-oncogene, ETS transcription factor. Lineage: Eukaryota; Metazoa; Chordata; Actinopteri; Cyprinodontiformes; Nothobranchiidae. Gene Ontology annotation, biological process: cell differentiation; regulation of transcription by RNA polymerase II. Gene Ontology annotation, molecular function: DNA-binding transcription factor activity, RNA polymerase II-specific; sequence-specific DNA binding. The record is from RefSeq and is a predicted model, not a curated record. Gene Ontology annotation, cellular component: nucleus.
UCAGUGACACACAGCUUCCUUCUCAAGCGUUCUCAAACUGUGGUGACUUCACUUCCCAAAUUUAGAGGAGAAAAAAAAACUCAAUCCGGCGAAAAAAAAGUCUUUCUCUGCGCCACAUACCGGGGGACUGGGAUUAACUCAGGAGCGUGUCAUGUUCGGGAUAUGGUCGGGGUCCGAUGAAAAGUGCGCAAAAUGGACGGAACUAUUAAGGAGGCGCUAUCAGUGGUGAGUGAAGACCAGUCCUUAUUUGAGCCUCCAUACGCUGCUGCUGCCCCUCUCCCCAAAGCAGAAAUGACUGCAUCUGGCACACAGGACUAUGGCCAGACCCACAAAAUCAACCCUCUUCCCCCCCAGCAGGAGUGGAUCAACCAGCCUGUUCGGGUCAAUGUCAAGAGAGAAUACGAGCACAUGAACGGAUCCAGCAGGGAGUCUCCUGUGGACUGCAGUGUGGGCAAAUGUAAUAAGCUUGUGGGGGGCAAUGACACAUCUCAGAUGACCUAUGGAAACUACAUGGAUGAGAAGAGCGCCCCGCCCCCCAACAUGACCACCAAUGAGCGAAGAGUCAUCGUACCUGCAGACCCGUCGCUGUGGUCCCAGGACCACGUGCGCCAGUGGCUAGAAUGGGCCAUCAAGGAGUACGGCCUGCUGGAGAUCGACACGUCUUUGUUUCAAAACACGGACGGCAAGGAGCUCUGCAAGAUGAGCAAGGACGACUUCCUCCGGCUCACCUCCAUGUACAACGCAGAAGUGCUUCUCUCUCAUCUCAAUUACCUCAGGGAAAGUAGCUCAUCAUUAUCCUACAACACACCAUCUCACCCAGACCCCUCCCAACGUCUGGCUGCCAAAGAAGAUCCUUCAUAUGAAGCUGUACGGCGGACAGGGUGGUCCAACAACAUGCACAGUGGAAAAGCAGGCUCACCAGUAGUAAACCAGAAUGUGACCAAAUCCACUGAGCAACCCAGAGCUCAACCAGAUCCUUACCAGAUUCUGGGCCCCACCAGCAGUCGCCUUGCCAACCCAGGUUCAGGUCAGAUCCAGCUGUGGCAAUUCCUCCUGGAGCUGUUGUCCGACAGCGCCAACGCAGGCUGUAUCACCUGGGAGGGAACCAAUGGCGAGUUUAAGAUGACGGAUCCAGAUGAGGUGGCGCGGCGUUGGGGCGAGCGUAAGAGCAAGCCCAACAUGAACUAUGACAAGCUGAGCCGUGCACUGCGCUACUACUAUGACAAAAAUAUUAUGACCAAGGUGCAUGGCAAACGCUACGCCUACAAGUUUGAUUUCCACGGCAUUGCACAGGCCCUGCAGCCACACCCUACCGAGUCAUCAAUGUAUAAGUACCCCUCGGACCUGGCGUAUGUGCCUUCCUACCACGCCCAUCAGCAGAAGGUUAACUUUGUUUCCCCACACCCUCCAUCCAUGCCAGUCACCUCCUCCAAUUUUUUUGGACCAACUGCCCAGUACUGGAGCUCACCCACUGCUGGCAUCUACCCCAACCCAAAUGUCCCUGCCAUCCUAAUUACUCAUGUGCCAUCUCAUCUGGGCAGUUACUAUUAAAACAGAGAUCCUUGACCAUUGACCAACCUUGAAAAUGCACCCUUCCCCCCACAAAAUCCACAAUUGCUGACAUGCACUCCUAAUAACAUCAAAGACUGAAUUAAAAGAGGCAUUAUUACUCUAAAGGAAUUUUUGCCUGAAUGAAGGAUUAUUAAAUUUAAUUUUUGUGUAAAUUUCUAUAAACAACUGGAUACUAUGGUCCAAAAUGGAAUACUACUUAAUUUUGCAAGACUAGUAACUCUUUGUUUUAUGGAUGCACAUCUAAGUUUCCUGUGCCUUUCUCUGCCAAGCUCCACAAAGCUAGUAAGCAUCCCUUCUAUACCAAAGCUUAAAGAGAACCUGAGUCUGCUUGCCUUCUGGCCAUGCUACAGUACCAGACAUGGACCUAUUAAUCAUGGGUCUCAAUCUACAUCUUCCUCAGUACAUUAUGCUUGAACGCGUCUGGCUUUGUCGCUUGUCCACCACGUUGUUGGGGUUUCUUCCACUGUCUCUGUCUACUUGUCUGCAUCUUUUUUAUAUUUGUGUGGAGAGUCCUCUGAAUUUUGUUGGACAAGGAAGACGUUUUGUGAAAUGGACUUUUCUUAGCACUGAAAAAAAAAAUGGCGACUGGAAUUUGCCGCUUGAGAUGCCAUUUAAUUUAUCCUCCAAACUGGAAGGGCUGCAGAAGUGUAAGACGCCGUAGAAUGAAGCGCUGUAAGUUUUGCUGACCUGUAUCAACUCAGUUGCUUGGAAGUGUGUUCAGCGUAUUUUGCAUGGAUCCAAAGGAGUCGACGGGUGACGUGUGCAGUUGUUACAGCCAUGUCAAGGAAUAAUUGCCACAAGUUGCAGGAGUAAUUCCACCCAGGUCUAAGGUUUUCAGUGGACCACACAUGGAGUUGUUAGGUGUUUGAUGUGUUUUUGUCUCUCAGCCAUGUCAUUUCCAGAUCUUUCAUUGCUCAAACCAUAUCAGUAUUAAUGUGAAUGUCUUAUAAUUUGUGAAAAGAAAUGUAACAAAUUGUCUUUUUCCGAAAUAUGUCGGAAGAGUUUUUUUUGUAAAAACAACUCGUGUUCACCUAAAUUCCACCAUCUAAAACACAAAAAAUUCUCUCGAGUAUGUGAUUGUGUUAUUGUCUACCAUUGUUUCCCCAUAUGGUGCUUAGCUACCCAAAGACCAUUAAUGUUCACCUAGUUUUGCUAGCUACUCAAAAUCAAAGCCCUAACACUUAUUGAGUUAGUGCAAGGAUUUACCUGCUGAUUUGUUUCAUAUCUUCUCCCUCGAUUAUGGAUGACACCAUACUCAUUCUUCAUUCUCUUUCAAGGAACACAAAUUUGGGUUUUAGCUGCCAUGCUGUGCUCUAGUUUUAGGCCAGUCAGGACCAAACAAGUCAUUACACAUAAGUGACUUAGUAUAAAGUCAUGUUUGUAGACAAUCGUGUUAUAUUUUCACUAGGGCUGGAUCAUGGGCAACAUGUUUCUUUGAAUCGUAUUCACCACUGAUCUCAAUGCCCAGUAAAGUGCAAAUGAAAAUAUUUGUAAUCAAGUCAUAGCAGUAUAUCAAAAUACCCAUCUACAGGUGUUCACAGCUGUUGAUAGCCAAAGUAUUUCUAUGGAAAAUGGACACUUGAAAAUAAACUGCUUGCAGUUGAGUAGUUUUUAUAAAGAACAAAACCAAUGAAGUAUGACAUGAAACAAAGAAAUCCUCAGAUUCGCAAACGCUGUGCGUUUGUCAGACCUAUGUUUUAUUAUUUUAUAAACAACAGUCAACUAAGCAUUAGAGCAACUUACUGUAUAAAUUAUGCAGAGUUAUUUUCAUAUGUGACACAAUAUAAGAAAGUCAAGAGAAUUAAUACGAGUUGACCUCGGUCAAAAAUGCAAAACGUAUAAGUCCAUUUCUGAUGAGUAGUUUGUUAAGCAUUUGAAGUGUUUUUAUAUCUGUACAUUUGGGCAAUACACUUUAACAUUUUUGUUUUCUCAUUGCUGUUUUUUUAAACCAGUUGUAAAAUUCUAUGUGCCUUUAAGUGUAAAAUAUAUAUCUGUAUGUUUUUGUAUUCCCAAAGCCACAAAUGCCUGAUUUCUUUAAAUCGUAUGGAACACGUGAUGAGGAUGAAUCUGUCCAGCUGUCACACACUUUUCACGGCUAAAACUCAGAGUCAGCCCAGUGCUUUAAAAAUGUUCAGGAAUUUUAUAUUCAGUAAUGCAGUAUUAAUAUUUACAUCCAGCUUAGGUUGCAAAUGUAUUGCUUAAAAAGAACAAAUUAAAGGGGACAUGUCAAUUGUGACAUUUAGAGUUAUUCCAAUGUACCCACAACAUUCAUGUUUCAAAAGCAUUAUCAAUGAAAAGGGAUCUGUGCUACUUCAUAUAGGCAAUGUAUUUUGGAUAUCAAAUGUGUUAUAUUUGUGUAUAACCAAUUAAGCAGUGUAUUAUUAUUAUUAUUAUCAUUAUUUUAUUUCCUGCAUUGUAUGAAGUAAAACAUUUUGGAAAAUGGCUUUUGUAAAGGAAAAUGUGACAAAAUAAAUGUUUUUACCUCUUCA